Molecule: messenger RNA, 1074 nt
Organism: Penicillium mononematosum
Lineage: Eukaryota; Fungi; Ascomycota; Eurotiomycetes; Eurotiales; Aspergillaceae
Exons: 6
Coding region: 1-1074 (357 amino acids)
Source: RefSeq, a predicted model, not a curated record
AUGCUGGCUCUUCGCGACCAGGAAAACCUGGUAAACACACAUCAGACUGCCGCGGCAGCUAAGCCCUUGAACCAAGGCAAGCAGCUAGCACCCAAGACACCCGGCAAGCCACGAAACGACGAGAACAACCCGUUGGCAUUCGGAAAUCGCACCGUCAAGGGCAAUGGGAAUCGCCAGGAAAAUGGAAAACCGGUCAACAACGCGUUUAUGACUCCGAUGGUGAAGGAUCGCGCUCCUCUGGGUAUGAAGACGACCAAUCUUAAAGCCAACAACCUUCAGACGCCUGCGCCCUUUGGAGGAACCACCAAGCAACCGAAGACAAACCGCCGACAGUCGACUGCCCAAAAGAUCAGAAAAGCUGCCCCAGUGACACAGCAAGCUCAAACCAAAGUCCACAUUGACGCUGCAGAUGAUGUGCCGGAUAUUGAAUACAUGCCGCCGAAGCCUAGAGAUCUUCCGGACCUUCCAGACGAUGUGACGUAUGACACCACAUUUCCCCAAUUCCGACCGAAGAAUCGAGCGCUUGGUUUGGAGAGUGUUUACGGAAAGCAACAACGAAAGUUCAAGGAGGAUUCGGAGGCGUGCGAUAGGAUGGUGGAUGAUAUGAUCAUGAAACAACUCGAGGACAUUGGUUUUGAGAGCUCUGGUGAGAGCGAGUCCGCAAAAGCACUCCAGCCAGAUGCCAUCCCCCAAAGAGACCUACAUCCACCGCACGACACACUCGCACCAACUGCUGCACCCCGAGUGGCUCCAACCCCAAAGCCACGGGUGGCGUCGUUGGCAUCGUCACUGGUUAUGCCCAAGAGGAACGCCAGGGUCCCGUCUAACCCCUCUUCAAUGCGCAAUACUGCUGCUUCUGUCAACUCUCGGACGACCGUCGGAUAUUCCAAGGGACGCAGUGUGUCAUCCACCCUGCGGGAGAAAAAUUCCCAGAUGCAGAGGCCCUUGAGCUCUCAGGUCCUGUCUCCCGAAACUUAUAUGCAGCUCCCGGACGAGAGCACCCAGGAACCGGAAGAACCACUGCCCACGUUUGACGAAGAUGAUGAGGCCCAGAGCUUCCAGCUCACUCUGUAG